GACAGCCGAUAAAGAACAAUCCACUUAUUAUCGAUAUUCCUAAACAGUGGCACUCCUACAUGUCGCAACCGUCUAGAGAUGUCCCAAAGUUCUCGAGUUUUCGCGCGAAAACGCUUCCUGUCCAAGAACAACCGUCAAUACCUACAACUCUCAAGCGACAACGCAGUUCGGAGAGCCCCCAUCACUCCGUGAAGCGUCAUAAGACUCCUCGUGUUUCAAACAGUCCACCUCACGAUCAUGGACCAUCUCGAAUCAAAUCGGCAACAUCGGAGCCGCAUUCCCGUAAUGGACACCAUCAACGGCGGCACUCUCGCGUUCCUUCUGCUACCAAACAACCACUUCUAGUCCGCCAUGAUAAGGAUUCUGAUCUCUUUAUAUUUGAUGGGAAGGGCGACCGCCAGAACGUUGCUUACCAAAGCUUGCAUAAGUAUAGCAUACCACCUUAUCAGCGGGUGGGUUACGGAAAUAUAUUGGGCCUGGAUCUUAGGUUCAAAAUCGACCGAGCUGAAAGUACCAUCGACAAGGUUUUCAUCAUUGACAAGUCUGCCGCGUCGAAGCAAGUUCCUCAACGACUCCUGCUCAAGCGUUCAAAAAACCAAGAACUUCCCGCUUUGCUUGCUCAUGACAAAAAUGAGCUAGAUCUGGCCCAAGACUUUGUUGUGUUUUCACCUUCUACUGACAUCGACGCUGAUCCGGUGUCUUCUCCCAAUGAUCCUGGUUCGUUCAGGGAUCUAGUGUAUCCGGAAUCACAUGCGCCUCAAGUGCAGAAAUCCUCAGACUUGGUUCCGACUGCUGAUCUCCAAGCUCGUCAGCGUAACAUUCAGCUCAUCAGAGCGACAAAAAUCAAUCCCUCCGACCUUCAGGCCUGGCUUGACCUGGCAAGUCAUCAGGAACACCUCGUCAGUCCUGCUUUCGAUGCUUCGUCUAUGAUCAACAGCGAGAGGAAGACCUUGGCAGAUCUGCGCAUCGCUGUGUACGAAAAGGCACUAAAGCAGUUUCCUGAAAAUGAAGCCCCCUUGCGUGAGGAGCUGCUCCUCAGAUUGUUAAGUGAAGCUUCUAUCACUUUGGAAGCGCAGAAAUACAAGCAAAAGCUACAGGAUACCCUUCAACAGCAUCUGACGAGCUUUCCGAUCUGGACCCUCUACUUGAACGCUUGCCAGGCGAAUCCAGUCGAGUUCCGCUUCGAGGAUGUCAAGGCUUUCUUCAUUCGCAGCCUCCGCACACUCGGUUCCAAUAAUAAUGCUAAUCAUAACCUUGAGGCACAGCACAUGAUACUCUACCUGACUUUGCGUUAUACCUUCUUCCUACGAGACACGGGUUACGUUGAACUGUCCAUAGCCACAUGGCAAGCUCUUUGCGAAUAUCACUUAUUCAGACCCGAGCACCUUGCUCAUCUUGGAAGAGAUUUCAUCCUUGCCGAUUUCGAAAAGUUCUGGGAGAGCGAAAGACCACGGUUUGGUGAAGAAGGUGCACGAGGGUGGUGCAUACAUGAUCAAGAUGACGGUAUUGAUCCAGAACUUCGAAGCAUCUUGCCAGAUGGUAAGUUAGCUUCGAGUCUACCUUUCAAGUCCUUCUCCACUCUCGAAAAUACGAUGAAUGAACUGCUGCGAUUUCCUGGAAGAACAAUGGAUCAACCUGGCAACGAAGAUCCAUUCCAUGUCGUUUUCUUUUCCGACCUUCAAGAAGUACUGGCGGCGACGACAAGUGCUUUGAGCCGCGAUGGUUUUCUUGACGCCUUGUUUUGUUAUCUAGGUCUCCCUGAGAUGAACGAUACAUCCAUCACUCAACGUCUUCCUGCAUCACGGCGCAGGUGGCGAAAUGAUGUCUUCCUUGAUCAUGGACUAUUGCACUCUGACCUCGCGAUCAGCGAUCACAGCAAUCUAGACGAAAACCUCAUGCCGUGCUACCAAACAUCAACUGAUUUGUUGUUUUCACGUGCAUUUCAAGGUCUUUCCAGGUCAAGCACACCAUCAGAUGGGAGUUCUCAUGACCAACAAACCAAGCCGGACGUGGCUCGGUUUGCACAAAGAAUACUAUCAAGUCUAGUACAGCUGUACCCAUCCGACGACGGCUUGGCCGAGUAUUAUCUGGCGUUCCAGCUUUCUUGUUUCCCUAGCGAGGCAUCCCGGGUUGCUAAGAAAAUCUUGAAGCAACGACCGUCAAGUCUCCGACUGUACAAUGCGUGUGCUACAAUCGAAGCAAAGUUGGGAAAGACUGACAAAGCGAUUCAAAUCUGGACCGGCGCAAUCAAGAUGAAGGCUAGCUUUUCAGCUGCAGCACAGCAGGAAUUCGUGUUGCUCUGGCGAGGAUUGAUCUGGUGUGAUCUCGAGACCAACAACGCAGAAACGGCUGUAUCUCAUCUCGCCUCUUUCGGAUGCGGUGACGCCUCGAUUGACAGUGAGUCUACGUCAAUGUCAACUGUGACAUUAUUGAGAUUACGCAAGGCCUUCAAGGACGGGUUCGAACACGCAAGUAGUCAAUCUCAACCCCAUCUAGCUGCUCUAAAUGCAGAAAUGCUAGCGCUCGUGGCAUAUCUGACCGAAUCCGAUGGACUAUGUGCAUCUAUCAACACGAUACAAACGCAAUAUCACGCAUCGACACAAAGGUCCUCGGAAAACCAUAUUCUUCUUGAACUGCUGCAUCAGAUCAAAGCGAGCAUCCUUUCUUAUCACGUCCGGCAGAAAAGAGCAUACCGGCCUGCAUUCCUACGAUGUGAGCUAGAGGCAAGCAUCAAGCUUUUCCCAACCAAUACCAUUUUCCUCGAGAUGUAUCGAGACAAUGAAGUGCGCUUCCGGCUUGAUGACAGAGUAAGAUCAAUACUCAAGACCCAAGUCUUGACCAAUAGCCAGUCGCCUCUUGUAGGAUGGACAUUCGCAAUCAGCCAAGAAUUGCUUCGAUAUACGAACCAGUCUUCCGGAGCUACGGCAGAAUCCGUGAGAUCGACAUUCAAUCGUGCAUUGUUGGCCGCUGGUAGUCCGGUUCGGUUCUCUCAGCUACUUUGGAUGAAGUGGUUCCAGUUCGAGAAACAGGCGGCCUUGAAGGAAGCAGUAGUGACAUCAACAUUUGCAAAGCGCAAGAACGCGGUUGAACAGCAGCCUUUGAGGAAGCUAAAACAGGUUUUCCUCUCUGGUCUACAUACUCUUCCUUGGUCGAAGGAUUGGGUACUAAUAGGGUUGGAUACUUUUGACAGAAACGAUAAACUAAGCUGGGAGGAACGAGAUCUGAGGCGACUAUACAACGUUCUCGCUGAAAGAGAGCUGCGAAUAAGGGUAGAAGGGCUCGAGGCCAUCUUGGUAGAAAACGAAUAAGAAAUUUAUUAUGCUCGCUGACAUUGACAGCCUCUCGUAAGCUAGCCUCAGGCCA
Aureobasidium pullulans EXF-150 is the source of this 3363-nucleotide messenger RNA. Its product is annotated as DUF1740-domain-containing protein. The transcript has a single exon. The record is from RefSeq and is a predicted model, not a curated record. Gene Ontology annotation, biological process: regulatory ncRNA-mediated post-transcriptional gene silencing; negative regulation of RNA catabolic process. Gene Ontology annotation, cellular component: catalytic step 2 spliceosome. Gene Ontology annotation, molecular function: protein binding. Lineage: Eukaryota; Fungi; Ascomycota; Dothideomycetes; Dothideales; Saccotheciaceae. The coding region runs from base 60 to 3308 and encodes 1082 amino acids.